CAACCUAUAUUCAACUAGAUUAAACUCCAUUUCAUAUUUAAUUACAAUUAUUAUUCCACUACGUUUCUUCUUCCUAUCUUUUUCCACAUUACAUAGUAGCAUAGCAUACAUUAUUAGAAUUUGAGACCAAAACCAAAGACCUAAGACCAAUUCAUCCUUUGACAUUCCCACCAAAGUUCCAUAUUUAUAGCUUCUUCAUCUUCCAACAAUCUUCCCCUAACUCAUAGAUUAAGAUUAAGAUGAAGACUCGUGCGUCUACCAAAAUCUCUGCUAAAUGGAUUCCAAUUUUCUCUGUCUUUUCCUUCCUUAUUGGCAUGCUUAUCACAAACAGGAUGUGGGAGCAACCUGAAUCAAGUGGUUUGAUACUUUCUAAGCAUCAGCGUGAUCAACAAGAACUUCAACUGAUCUCAGAAGAUUGUUCUAACAAAAAGAAGCAGGAAAAGCCUAAGGAUGAAAUGAAUGAAUUGUAUAAAACCCAUGAAGCUAUUCAGGCUCUAGACAAACAAGUUUCUAUGUUGCAAAUGGAAUUAGCAGCAGCUAGGAGUUCUCGCGAAAAGAACUCAACUGGCUCGGCCACUGAUUCCGGGGAAGGUGCUUCCAAAAAGAAGAAGGCGUUUGUAGUGAUAGGUAUAAACACGGCUUUCAGUAGCAGGAAGCGACGUGAUUCUGUUAGAGAAACUUGGAUGCCUCAAGGCGAACAACUUCUUCAGUUGGAACGAGAGAAAGGAAUCGUCAUCAGAUUCAUGAUUGGUCACAGUGCAACUUCCAACAGCAUUCUAGAUCGAGCUAUUGAUUCAGAAGAAGCUCAACACAAAGACUUCCUUCGCCUGCAACAUGUGGAAGGGUAUCAUGAGCUGUCUGCAAAAACAAAGACUUUCUUUUCUACUGCUGUUGCAUUAUGGGAUGCUGAUUUCUAUGUCAAAGUCGAUGAUGAUGUUCAUGUCAAUUUAGGUGUCCUAGCAGCAACCCUUGCUCGUCAUCGUACAAAACCGAGGGUCUACAUUGGGUGCAUGAAAUCUGGACCUGUUCUAUCUCGAAAGGAUGUCAAGUACCAUGAACCUGAGUUCUGGAAGUUUGGAGAAGAGGGAAACAAAUACUUCCGACAUGCAACCGGGCAGAUAUAUGCAAUCUCUAAAGAUUUGGCCACUUACAUUUCCAUUAACCAGCCGAUUUUACACAAAUUUGCUAAUGAAGACGUAUCACUUGGUUCAUGGUUCAUCGGUCUCGAAGUCGAGCAUAUUGAUGACCGCAGUAUGUGCUGUGGAACCCCUCCAGACUGCGAGUGGAAGGCGCAAGCAGGUAACAUAUGCGUUGCAUCGUUUGAUUGGAGCUGCAGCGGAAUCUGCAAAUCAGUGGAGAAGAUUAAAUACGUGCACUCGAAAUGUGGCGAAGGGGAUGGAGCUGUUUGGAGUGCUUUAUUUUAGAUAUAAUAUCCAAAGGAGGAUGGUUUUUUUUCCUGGUCAAAAGACGAACCGAUUGUUUAAAUUGCAGCUGGAACAUUUCGGAUUUUAGAAUGAAAAUCAUCUGCAAAAGAGAUAUAAACAUGAAACAUUUUUGUGGAAAGCUUAGAAGCAAGGUUGGUUGAUCAAGAUAAAAGACACAUGAAUAUGAAGGAUUUGAGUAUGAUGUAGAGGUGGUACUAUAGAGUAUAUUUAUGUAGGACUGUUUCUAAGUUUAAAUUAAUUUGUUUGUUCUUUUUGUUAUACACUUUGUGUUGUGUGAGACUGGCUUUUUGUUACUUGUAAUGAAAUGCAGCAAUGUUUUGAUAAA
This is a messenger RNA of Vicia villosa (hairy vetch), 1770 nucleotides long. RefSeq names its product beta-1,3-galactosyltransferase 7-like. NCBI's taxonomy places the organism in Eukaryota, Viridiplantae, Streptophyta, Magnoliopsida, Fabales, Fabaceae. Gene Ontology annotation, molecular function: beta-1,3-galactosyltransferase activity. The transcript has 11 exons. Gene Ontology annotation, cellular component: Golgi membrane. The coding region runs from base 240 to 1424 and encodes 394 amino acids. The record is from RefSeq and is a predicted model, not a curated record.